This is a messenger RNA of Morone saxatilis (striped sea-bass), 1660 nucleotides long. RefSeq names its product NAD kinase 2, mitochondrial-like. Gene Ontology annotation, cellular component: mitochondrion. Gene Ontology annotation, molecular function: NAD+ kinase activity. NCBI's taxonomy places the organism in Eukaryota, Metazoa, Chordata, Actinopteri, Moronidae. The record is from RefSeq and is a predicted model, not a curated record. Gene Ontology annotation, biological process: NAD+ metabolic process.
GAAAGUCCCAGACAGGUCUCGACAUCCCACUGAAUCGUGACUUCAUUGAAAAAGUUACUGAUGAAUACAACGAGUCUCUGGUGUUCAGUCCAGACGACAGGCGUUUGUUCUACAGCAUCAGGGAGCCCAUCGUCAACAGAGUCUUCUCCAGCAGUAGGCAGAGAGGCUUCGCCAGCAAGGUGUGUGUCCGCUCGCGGUGUUGGGACGCCUGCAUGGUGGUCGACGGCGGGACCUCGUUCGAGUUCAACGAUGGUGCCAUCGCUACAGUCAGCAUGAGCGAGGAGGAUCAGCUCCGGACAGUCCUCCUCGAAAACUGAGAUGAGUCCAGAGCACGACGACACUCAACUGGUUUCUCUCCGGUGUUCAAAUGGAUGUGGUCAAAGGGAAGAACCAGUUUUUAGCUUUAGCCUCUACAAGUGUUGAAUAUUUUUAUACCUGGAAGAAAAGGUAUGAUUGUUACUAUUGUAAUAUUAAAUGUGUGCAUUGUGCAUUUAUUUCCAAAUCAGACUUUUUUUCUUUAGAUUUUUAAUCUUCAUUAUCAACAGGUAGGGCUGCACAAAAAGAUUAAUUACUCAUUGAUUCUAGGGACAAAAUAUGUUUAUUGCACUUUGUAAUGAACAUAACACAUUUCAUUUCCAUGUGAAAAUAAGAUGAGUUCCAAAACUUAUUAACCAAAAUGAAAUCAACAGAGCACUGCCUUCAGUCUCACUGGAUGGAUACGGUGACACGCUGUGCAGCGUCUGUGCUAUGGAUAUCUGAGUUGAUGCUAGACAAGGCCGGUGACUCAGUGCGGUAACGUUAGCAAAUGUAUUUGUCUUGACCUUCAUCGUACUGCAGCUUGUAGUGUUUUUUCGGGUGGUUGAAUGCACUCUUUGGAUAUAAUGUACUUGCUUCACAUCACUUGCACCAAAUCCCAAAUACUUCCAACCGCCAUGAUCGUUUUUGCCUUCUGCUCCAGACAUUUGAAUUUUGUUUUGGCCGUCUGCUCUCGGUUGUAUAUUACCGGUACUACUCUACUCUGCACUGCAGCCGCAACAUCCAGGAAAUGAUUGCAUGCUGUGACAUGACGGCUCCCCAGAAGCGAUCACCCCUGGUGGGCUGGCUGUUUAGUUUAGCAAGCGUUUGAUUUGAUUUGCAGCUGGGUUUCCCAGUAGCGGAGCACACAUUUUAAACAUCAGUAUUGGAGUUUAUCAUGUUUAUUUCUGGGAAGCCAAAAUCGUGAUCACGAUAUUCCAAUAAUUGUGCAGCCCUAUCCACAGGUUAAAACAGGUUAGAAUCUGCUGGGUUGUACUGGCUAUAAUCCAUUUUGUAGAUACUGUGUCAAACAACAUUGAAACCUGUUUUUCAUUGUGUCAAAUCAACAGUGAGUCUGUAAGCAGGGAAAGAGGUGAAAGAUCAGGUAUGAGGAUUGUGUUAGUAGACAGCAAAUUAAAUGUUUAAAUCUGUAUCUGUUUCUGAGUUAGAUGUCGGUCCAUUCUGGUUGGAACAGUGACUUAUCCUGUCAAUAAAACUGACGCCUUCCCUUGAUGAUGAUGCAUGUCUAUUUGGGGGUCAGAUGCAAACAGACAUUGUAAUGUGCUUACACACCUGUGUAUUCAUUGGUUAAUGCUUUUUAAAGGAUGAAAAUGUAAGAUAUUCUAUUCUUUUAAAUUAUUGUCAA